AAGAACGUUUGUCGGAAACGGGAAAGAGAUUUUGAGAAAAUUUCCCAAUGCCACACGUGAACGUGACAUCUGAAUGAUAACCAACUCAUUUAGCAACUUCAGCUGUAUCUGGUGGGAAUGAGGCCCAUAGGGGUAGUGAGCUCGCUGUUCACCUACAAAAAUGGAACCCCUCGUCAACCGUCUGUCUGUGACACAGCACGCGGCAGCAUCACCAUCAGUAAAGAUGUCUUUAACACACCUGAGCACUCCUUAGAUGGCAUCCAACAGUACUCCCAUAUUUGGAUAAUCUUUGAGUUCCACAAGAACAACAACCAAUACACCAAGGCCAAGGUGAGACCCCCGCGACUGGAUGGUCGCAGGGUUGGAUUGUUCUCAACCAGGUCACCAUACAGACCAAACCCAAUCGGGCUCACCCUUGCCAAACUGGAAAGUGUCGAAGGUGCUAAGCUACAUAUAUCUGGCAUAGAUAUUUUGGAUGGGUCCCCUGUCUUAGAUAUCAAGCCUUACAUACCCAGCUAUGACUGUCCAGCGAUGUCCUCCACAACGUCGGUCACUCCCACUGUCGCCUCAGGUGACAAUGACCGGCUCUCUGACCUCAGCGAUGACCAAGUCUCGGACACAGAUGCAGAUGUGGGACUCGAGGACCAGGAUUCCCAUAAAUCGGUCGAUGAUGAUCCGAGGACAUCGCUGAAUGAUCAGGAACAAACCCAAACAUGUGAUGAUGGACAGGAACAUUGUUCUGUGGAAACAGGAGGGGCUGUCGGUUGCACGAAAUUGCAAAUGGAUAUUCAGACUGAAUUCGUAAAAGACAAGCAGACAGUGGUGAAUCAGAUUAAAGAAUCUGCAACAGCUUCGUUCACCGAUAAGCCCGCGACAAGUAUUACUACAGAGGUGACCUCAAGUUCUACAAAUCAUGAUAUCAGUUACACAAAAUCUAGUCAAAAUGCAGAACGUAUCGCCAUAGGAACAGCAGAAUGUGAAUCGGAAUCUUCCGUGCCAGUUUGUCCGAUAAAAACGGCAGACUGGGUCAAUAAACCUCCUAUAGAUAAAUUGACCGUGCGAUUUACACUUACUGCAGAACAACAACUCACUAACUUCAGUAAGAGCACAGACGACCUAGAUCACAGGCUCGAGUUUUUAGAAUCGUGUGAGGAAGCCCGUAGUGCCAUAUGUCAGAUAUUGACGGAGGAUCCUAGGUCUGUGUACAGACGUCGGAACUGUUCGGACAGUCUUUAUUUUUUUGCCGUAGAUAAAGUACAUGUGACUUGCUGGUUUGACGAACACAUGGUGGAAGUCGUGAGGAUCAAACCCGUGUCACAAGUGAAACAUUUACAGACUAAUAAAUAAUUAAAUUUU
Molecule: messenger RNA, 1356 nt
Organism: Mizuhopecten yessoensis (Yesso scallop)
Lineage: Eukaryota; Metazoa; Mollusca; Bivalvia; Pectinida; Pectinidae
Product: tRNA (adenine(37)-N6)-methyltransferase-like
Exons: 4
Coding region: 118-1347 (409 amino acids)
Source: RefSeq, a predicted model, not a curated record